This is a messenger RNA of Paramecium primaurelia, 1580 nucleotides long. Lineage: Eukaryota; Ciliophora; Oligohymenophorea; Peniculida; Parameciidae. The record is from the annotation of a GenBank genome assembly.
AUGCAAACCUCAUAAAUUGAAAAAAAACUUUGCUAAGUGCACAAAUCAGAAAUAGUGGUAGUUGAUUUGAAGCCAUAAACCAGAUUAGAAGACAAAUACUUAUGUACAAGAUGCCUUGCUGAAAAAGUUGAUAAAGAAAAUUUGACAUUGCUCCAAGACACUAUUGAGAUGAUUUAAAGCAUGAAGAAUUAAAGCUAAAAGCUCAAUAAGGAAGAAAAUACUAUCAGACUCACAAAUAUUAAAUCAUUAUAAUCAUCCAUCAAGUCAUUCAAAGAUUACAUCAAAACUGAACUUAAUAAAUUACUUCAAUUAAUAGAUUAAUAAAUAGAAUAGAUUUAAACUGAAAUUGAAUCAAAGGAAACUAAGGAAGAGAUAAAAAAUUUUGAUGACGAACUUCUAAUUCUAUCAAAAAAUUAUAAUGGCAAUUAUAGUUUCAAUAUACCAACAGAAUAGAGUUUAAAAUAAAAAGACAUAGUCCUUGUAUAGCUGAUAUAAGAAUCACUAUUAGCUUAAUCAAAAUCACAGCAUUUUAAGGAGAUUAUGGAAUCUAUUGAAAAAAUAAAAUUCACAACACCAAACAACUAAUAGAUGAAUAUAAAUUAAAUGCCAACUAAAGAAUUUGAAUAGCAUGUAAGUUCAUGAUAUAAUAUUAGAAAACUCCUUGUCUUAAUUAAAUAUGUAGCAAACACAACAAGGAAAUAAUCAUGUUAAACCUUAAUUUGAAUGAACCUGAAUUCAGUCGACUGGCAUGUGUAGAAUGCAUUGAAGAUUGUCCUAUUUAAUACAUUAGUUUGAAAGAGGCGAAUAAAAGAUGGAAUGAAUUUAAAGGAUAAUAGACUGAUUUAAUUUCAAAACAUAAUUUCAAAAGAGAAAAAACAUUUAAUGUGGCCAUAAAAGAAAUUAAGCAACUACGAGACUAUUAUAAUGAUUAAUUAUCAGAAAUACUUACAUCUAUUAAUGAAUAAUUAAUUCAAAAUACUCAAAAUAUUAAAGAUUUUAUUAAUUUAGAAAAUAAAUAGAUAUUUGAAUUAGAAGAAAAAUAAGUUGAAAAAAUAGUUGAUUUGUUAAGUUAAAAAGAUAAAAAUAAACAUCUGCUUGAGGAGUAAGAAAAACAAGAAAGACUUGAUUAUUUGUUUUAUUAAAGUAUCAAAUAAAAAUUGGAUUGUCUAAUAAAACAUGAUCUUCUUUGUAAGUAAUAAUUGAUUAAAUUAAUGUAAUAAUAAUAAGGUACUUUUUUAUAUAUUAAUAUUAGAUUUAGAAUAAUCAGAAAGAAAUGAUUCAUAAAUUAAUAAAAAAAGUCCUGAAAUAUAUGAAUUCAUAUCAAAAUGUUAAUUGCAAGAUUCAUAUUUAUCUAUUUUUAAUGAAUCAGUUGACUUCUAGAUGGAAUUACAGAAAGAAGCGAACAAUUUAUAAUAACAAGGAUAGCUUGAGUAAUUAACUUAAUUGGAGAGUGAUAAUAAUGAGAAUGCUUAAUUUUCUUCUUAAAUGUAAUAAUAAUAUAAAAAAUUUGAAAUAAAUUCAGAAAAAAUGAGAAAAUUGAUAAAGGCAGAGGAAAAUUUUGAAUAAUUAAAAAUAAUUAA